Molecule: messenger RNA, 864 nt
Organism: Erigeron canadensis
Lineage: Eukaryota; Viridiplantae; Streptophyta; Magnoliopsida; Asterales; Asteraceae
Product: glutaminyl-peptide cyclotransferase-like
Exons: 11
Coding region: 1-864 (287 amino acids)
Molecular function (GO): glutaminyl-peptide cyclotransferase activity
Source: RefSeq, a predicted model, not a curated record
AUGAGAAAUGUAGGAACUCCAAAGAAUCCGUUUUCAGUUUUGACACUGAUUUCUGUCGUUGCUUUUGCGUGUAACACUCUUGGAUCAGAUGAUGUUCCAAUUUACUCCAUAAACGUUGUCAAUGAGUUCCAUCAUGAUCCGGCUGCUUUCACUGAGGGACUUUUAUAUGCUGGCAACGAUACUCUAUUCGAGUCAACGGGACUUAAUGGACAUUCAUCAGUUCGGAAAGUGAAUCUGCAGACAGCAAAGAUUGAAGCCCUGCAUGAAAUGGAUGAUACUUAUUUUGGGGAGGGUUUAACUCUUUUGGGUGAGAGGUUGUAUCAACUAACUUGGUUGAGUAAUACAGGUUUCAUAUACGAUCGACAUAACUUAAGCAAAUUUGAGAUGUUUAGUCAUCAUAUGAAAGACAGCUGGGGACUUGCAACUGAUGGGAAAGUGUUGUUUGGAAGUGAUGGAUCCUCCUCUUUAUAUCAAAUUAACCCUCAAACAAUGGAAGUUAUUGCAGAGAAGGUUAUCAAAUAUAAAGACCAUGAAGUAUAUAAUCUCAAUGAACUAGAGUACAUAAACAAUGAAGUUUGGGCAAACAUUUGGGAAAGUGACUGCAUAGCUAGAAUCUUACCAACAGAUGGAAAUGUGACAGGAUGGAUUCUCCUUCAGAAAUUAAGCAAGGGAUUGAUGGAUGCUGGUUAUAAUAUAGAUGUCUUGAACGGAAUAGCUUGGGAUGCAGAUAACACAAGAAUAUUUGUGACCGGAAAACUCUGGCCAAAGCUAUAUGAGAUUAAGCUGCAUCCUCGUAGGAAACCUUUGACUUCUUCCAUUGAAAAACUAUGCUUGCGAGGUCCAGCCGAUCCUGCUAGGGAGUAA